CCCUGCUCUUCCCUCAUCCUUCUCCAGCUGCUGUUGGUCUGCCCCAGUGCUGUUUCUCUAGCGCACCAAAACUGUGGCACUGAUGGAGAUGGAAGCAAACCAGAUAACCUUGGAGAGCUUGGAGAAGGGCACAGAGAACCCAGCUUUCAGCCCCACGGGGGAGGAGAGGCUUGGUGAGGAAGACCACGGUCGGUGUGGUGAGAGCAAGGAGAGGGGCACAGAAGAGGAAGGGCAAGGGCAGCUCUCCUGCUGCAGGAGGGCUCUGCAGCCAGUGGCCAAGGCCAAGCGCUUCUGCAAGGCUCAUACCAAGAUGCUGAGAAGAAUCAUGCUGGGACUCCUUGGAGUGGGCUACCUGUGCUACUUUAUUGCUGCCUGUUGGCUCAACUUCCAGCGAGCCCUUCCCUUGGUCAUCAUGACUGCUGUGGUUGCCUUCUUCAGCUUCUGGAGCCUCUUCAAGAAGUUCUGUGGGGCAAAAGUAUUGCUGCUGCUCAGGCCUGUUUGGAAAUGCUGCCAGAAGUGCUGGCCCUGGCUGAGAUGGCUCCUGUGGGCAGCUCUCCUGGGGGGUCUGAUCGCGUGGCUGGUGUUGGACACCUCCAAACACCCAGAGCAGCUCAUCUCAUUGGCUGGCUUCUGCUUCCUGGUGCUGUUCCUCUUCGCCUGCUCCAAGCACCACGGUGCAGUGUCCUGGAGAGCUGUUUUUUGGGGUCUUGGCUUGGAGUUCUUGUUUGGAAUCUUUGUCCUCCGAACAGCCCCUGGCACCCAAGCUUUUCAGUGGCUGGGUGACCAAAUCCAGUACUUCCUGGGCUACACCACAGCUGGCUCCAGCUUUGUCUUCGGGAACUCGCUCAUUGAAGAGGUCUUCGCCUUCCAGACUCUGCCCAUCGUUGUCUUCUUCAGCUGCGUGAUGUCCAUCCUCUACUACCUGGGUGUCAUGCAGUGGAUCAUUGUCAAGAUCUCCUGGCUGCUUCAAGUUUCCAUGGGCACCACUUCCACUGAGACCCUCAGCGUGGCAGGGAACAUUUUUGUGGGUCAGACGGAGGCGCCGCUGCUGGUGAAGCCGUACCUGGCGGACAUGACUCGCUCGGAGCUCCACGCGGUGAUGGUCGGCGGCUUCUCCACCAUCGCGGGCAGCGUCAUGGGCGCCUACAUAUCCUUCGGGAUAGAUGCGGCGUCGCUGAUCGCAGCUUCAGUGAUGGCUGCGCCCUGCGCCCUCGCCAUGGCCAAACUCACCUACCCAGAGGUGGAAGAGUCCAAGUUCAAGGGCAAGGAAAGCAUCCAGUUCUCCAGUGGGGAAGCGCAGAACGUUCUGGAAGCUGCCAGCAAUGGGGCUGCUGCCUCGGUGGGGCUGGUGGCCAACAUUGCAGCCAACCUCAUCGCCUUCCUGGCAGUGCUGGAGUUCAUCAAUGCUGCCCUGCGCUGGCUUGGGGGGAUGGUGGACAUCCAGGGGCUUUCCUUCCAGGUGAUCUGCUCCUACGUCCUCAUGCCAGUGGCCUUUCUGAUGGGGGCAGACUGGGCAGACUCCCCGCUGGUGGCCGAGCUCCUGGGGAUCAAGAUCUUCUUGAAUGAAUUUGUGGCAUACCAGCAGCUGGCACAGUACAAGAAGAAGCGGCUGGCAGGGCUGCCCGAGUGGGAUGGUGACCACAAGCAGUGGAUAUCUGAGCGAGCCGAGAGCAUUGCCACCUUCGCACUCUGUGGCUUCGCCAACCUCAGCUCCAUUGGCAUAGUGCUGGGAUGCCUGGCCUCCCUGGUUCCCCAGCGCAGAGGUGUCAUCGCCUCCCUCGUGCUGCGUGCCCUCCUCGCUGGCAUCUGCGUCUCCAUGCUCAACGCCUGCCUGGCAGGUCUCCUUCAUGUACCAACGGAAGCAAUUGACUGUGCAACCUUCUUCAGCACUGUCAACUUCAGCUCCCCCAGCUACCCCCUGUACACCUGCUGCAAGGAGCUCUUCACCAGCUCAGUACUGGAAAAUGGGACACUGUCCUUCACGGGCCCCUGGGCUGCCCUGGCACAGGGUGUGCUGUACCUGACGCAGUGCUGUGGGCACUACAACCACACCUCCUGCGUGGGGACAGCCUAG
This is a messenger RNA of Pogoniulus pusillus (Red-fronted tinkerbird), 2074 nucleotides long. RefSeq names its product solute carrier family 28 member 2 (gene SLC28A2). NCBI's taxonomy places the organism in Eukaryota, Metazoa, Chordata, Aves, Piciformes, Lybiidae. The transcript is spliced from 18 exons. Gene Ontology annotation, biological process: nucleoside transmembrane transport. Gene Ontology annotation, cellular component: plasma membrane. Bases 83 to 2074 code for a protein of 663 amino acids. Gene Ontology annotation, molecular function: nucleoside:sodium symporter activity. The record is from RefSeq and is a predicted model, not a curated record.